Molecule: messenger RNA, 531 nt
Organism: Oreochromis aureus
Lineage: Eukaryota; Metazoa; Chordata; Actinopteri; Cichliformes; Cichlidae
Product: centromere protein W-like
Exons: 5
Coding region: 16-351 (111 amino acids)
Biological process (GO): kinetochore assembly; chromosome segregation; mitotic cell cycle
Cellular component (GO): nucleoplasm; kinetochore
Molecular function (GO): DNA binding; protein heterodimerization activity
Source: RefSeq, a predicted model, not a curated record
AUGUGAGAAGAAAGCAUGCAGGUUAUAUUGCUUCCUAUUGGCCUGCAGGGUGCAAGGCAGACUGUGCUUCCUGCUUCAGUGAGAACUUCUGCAUAUGUUGUUAUCCAGAGAAACUUCAUCGACAUGCUGAACAAAGCGCCCAGACUGAAAAGUACAAUUAAAACGAAGGCGAAGGGCAACAUAAACGUGAGGCCGGCGUCAGAGGCGAUGAUCGAACUGCUGACACUGCUGUUCCUGAACAGCCUGGCUGAAGAGGCGAAGGCCAAAGCGUUUGAGGAGAAAUCUGCGACGAUCAGAGCUCAGCACGUCAGGGCAGUCUCCAAGAAAGUACUGAAAAAGGCGAGAGGAUGAUGAAGACGGUGAAGAGCAUCAUAAAGAUUAUUUUGGAAGGCAGUAGCAAUAUUCUUUCAUAUUUUUAAUGUCUUGUUUUGAUCCGAAAUCCCUUUUUUGAGUUUAUUGUAUUUUUAUUGUAUUUUCGUGCAAGUAAACACUGUCCUUUAAUUGUUCUGUAUUAAACAUUUGUGAAUUUUA